AUAAUACAGGCAUAAACUCCAGAAUGAUCCGUCAACUUGAAACCAUUAUUCCGAACAAUCUCACAAGUGAAACAGAGUACUCUGCCAGUAGGGCAACAAAGAAGUUCAAGACAGAGCCUACCAACCCUCUCUUACUAGAGAUCAAAGAGGUCAAUCACAAGUUUUUCAAUGUGGUCGUGGAUAUUAUAGACAAGGACGACGUUUCCAUGACAGGAUUCAACAAAGGAACUCUCCUUAGAUGUUCAUACAUUCCCAUGGGACUUAGAAACACAGAGGUGCCCAACGCAUCGAAACAAAUGUUUCCUACCCUAGUCCUGGAACUGAUUGUUGAUGUCGAUUAUCCCUCCUCCUCUCCAACCAUACUCGAUCCCAAACCUCCUAGUUUCAGUGAACCUGAGGAGAAAGACCUGUGGGAGAAAGCAAGAUCAAAGCUCGGCUAUUUACUAAGAAAGCUUCAUGAGCCGAUAUCACUCAAACAGAUGGUGGAAGCAUGGAAUGUUAGCACACACGAAGUAUUCCUAGAGUUUGCCGAGCAAAUGGGGGGCGGUAGCUUCUCUACAAACUAUGGCAAGUGGGAAGAGUACGUGCUCGCUAUCUAA
Messenger RNA from Andrographis paniculata, 599 nucleotides. RefSeq names its product mediator of RNA polymerase II transcription subunit 15a-like. The transcript has 4 exons. The record is from RefSeq and is a predicted model, not a curated record. Bases 24 to 599 code for a protein of 191 amino acids. NCBI's taxonomy places the organism in Eukaryota, Viridiplantae, Streptophyta, Magnoliopsida, Lamiales, Acanthaceae.